Messenger RNA from Porites lobata, 5721 nucleotides. NCBI's taxonomy places the organism in Eukaryota, Metazoa, Cnidaria, Anthozoa, Scleractinia, Poritidae. The record is from the annotation of a GenBank genome assembly.
CCAGAUGGCGUGCUUUAUGGUGCCAAGGAUGGAAGGUUUUACAAAAGAGCUCCACCAACAUGCAGUGACGACAAUUGGCAAGGAAGCGCCACAGUGAUUGGGAGAGCUGGAUGGUCGGCCUUCCAAUUCCUUUUCUUUGACCCACAAGGAACCUUGUACGGCGUGCUAAACGGCAAGUUGUAUAAGCGAAGUCCACCCGUGUCUGGUGACGACAUCUGGAUACAAUCGUCCGCGAUGAUUGGUAAGGAGGGAUGGGAUAAAUUUACCCAUCUUUUCUUCAUGCCUAAUUGUGAAUUAUAUGGCGUGAAAGAUGACAAGCUUUACAAGAGUUCACCUCCUUCUGACAGCAGUGUGAUUUGGAUUCAGGAUGCGACCUGUAUUGGCGAUGGUGGGUGGUCUCCAUUUAAGUUUCUCAUAUCUCCUCUGCACCGCAAAUGAAGUACAGCAGCAUACUUUCUCUGGUGCCAAUAAAGGGAUGCUGCCGAAAUAACCGAUUGCACAACUUAAGAAAAGUUUAAAUCUAAAAUGGUGUCAUAACAUUUAAACGUUUUUAGGAGCUGGUAAUCAAUAAAGGGACAAGUCACGAACAGUAUGUUUGAGCUACAUGUACGUACCGUAAACGUUCUAAUUAGCUUCCUGCUUUAAGUAAGCACCCUCCUUUAGUCUAAUACAUAUUAUUAAAAACUGAAUCAUUGGAUAAUGCAAUUCUAGCAUUUUGAUUGGCUUAGGCGUUAUGGUAUAUGAGCUAUUAGUAUACACACUCGGUGAUCUUGGUGAUUUAAGCAAUCUGAUUGGUUCGCUAUUUCGGACUAUUCAACAAUAUUCACCUCCUAGCGAGUGGAUAAUGUGUGAGCUCGGUGUUUUUCCCGUUUUUUUUAGAGAACGAUCUUUUAAAAGUCGACAAAAUCCUAGGGCUGACUUUUUUUAAGGCAAGAAAAGACUUGGAAGGAUUCAAUACGGCGUUUUUCAAUUUACUGUAGCAGGAGUUUUGUGCUCGAUGGAUUGUUUACAACUCCCGUGUAUUCGCGUAGAAGAAGCCGUUUCGUGAACUCAGCGUUUUCUAAGAAGAAAAUUUUGGCUCAAAAAUCGAAGUUUAUUUAUGACAAACAAAUUUAAAAGGAAAUGUUUGCAGAAAUUCUACAUUUCAAGUAUACAGGAAAAAGAAUGAUACAGGAAGACGACCUCUUACCUCGAGCAACCGAGCCGCCAUUUUUGUCAGCACUUCAUGCGAAGAACGACACAACAUGCCCUUUUGGCUAUAAACUUGGCGAGUCAACAGAAAACAACACAGCUCUACUUUUUUUCUCAGGUAAGGAAACAGUUCAAACUUUUAGCGAUUCCAUUGAAGCCAUUACGCUGUUGUUUGCGAAAUGAGUAAACUUGUGAAUUGCCAUGUUUGAAAAUUCUGCAAAGAUCUAUUUUUAAACUUACGCGUGAUUUGAUCUGUCAAUCAAAUCCUACUUUUGAAUGGUUUCCUUUCUGAUUUUGUUGAGAUCACUUCGUGUGUAUAUACUAAAACAAUUAUUCUUCUCAAUCUCGGUGAAUAGUGGCUUUGGGAAUAUUUACCUCGCCGCUUUCGCGGCUCGGUAAAUAUUUUGCCACUAUUCACCUCGAUUUCAAAGAAUAAUUGUUAAAUAUACCAUGUUCUCCAUAUAUGGUCGGUGUACGCGUCAGUUUAAAAUUGGAAGCUAGCUGAGAUUUUUUUUCGCGAAGGAUAGAACGGCGCCCGCAAGCAAAUCGUUUUAAUUCAUUUCUUAGAAUACUAGAAAUGCAAUUUCAGCGAAAGAAAAAAGACAAAAACAAACAAAAAAGCCACCAGAGCUUGUUUGAAAGUUUGUCGAAAAACACAUGAAAACACAUGGAACUAAAGUACCUUGACCAGCUACGAAAGAAGACAAGUGUUGUUUCUUCAUGAUCGCGAAGCCAUUCGCCGAUCGAGUCACUCGCCGAUAGAUAACUGCAGCUUGUUUAUCCGACAUCAAGAAUAUAAAUCACAAGUAACCAGCUACAAAUACAGGCUAUGCAACCAUUCACUAGAGCAAUCGAGGCGGCAGUAUAGCUUCUUUUCUCGUUCAGCAAAACCAGCGUGUGGCUUCAAACAACUUCAUAACAAGCGACCGAGGUAAUACCGGUAGUUUUUCUCCGUUGUUCUUACUUUUACAACUGCACCGAAAAUCCAAAUUCAUAGUAAAUUCGACGGCUGUCACUUAAAAAUUCCUUUCCUUCACAUUAUCUGCCAGGUUUUUUAAGCUGUUCUGCUUUGUAAAAUCCUAGAAUCACGAUGAGUUUUUAAAAAACUAAUGUUCAUCGCUACAAUGUUUUGAUUUUUCAUUCAUGCAGUCUAGGCGAGUCCGUUCGCGCGUUGACAGUUUUGAUAGACGUGUGACAUGUGAAUAGCGGAAGUCCCUUGUCUUUUCCGGUUUGUUCUAGUUGGGGCGAUUCAACGAGAUUUUGUGGGCGUUUUUAAUAAAACAAUUAUUCCACUCGGGCUUGUUGGAUAUGAAAUGAUUAUAGCCAACUCGGCGCUAUGCGCCUCGUUGGCUAUCUAUCAUCUCAUAUCCAACGCGCCCUCGUGGAAUAAUUGUUAAUUAUGUAGAAGAAAAUGGUGGACAAGAGAAACUACGCUGAUGUAUUAAUUGGCCGGUAGAUACCCCAGUCUCCAAGUAAAUUAAAUUUUGCGGUAUCCAUAAUAUUUUUGUUUGCCGCAGCUUAUGUCCACUGCCUUAGAUUUCUACCGGGUCAACUGACUCCAAAAAAACACACACACAAGCAAAACUUUAAAACUAAUUAUUAGAAGAGCGGGAUCGCCUUCUCGCCUAGAUUCAAGCCUUUUGAAGAGAGAUGAGAUCGGAGGAGAGAGCUAAAAACAGAUGGGCAUUUGGGCAUGGUUUCAUCAGAGAACAAUCGGCUGGGCAUGGCUCAGUGACCCCCCUAAAGGAGAUCAUACUCCAACACCAUAUAACAGCAUUUGUGUAAAUUUUUAUUUACGCACAACCCUGAGCGAGACCUUUAUGAGUAAAAAUGUUAGCUUUUCGUCGUAACCACCCUAAUUAAGACCAAAAUCUGCAAUUAUUCCCAAGUGAGACGACGAGCAUUUCCGUCAUAUUGAUAUGGGAGUCCCACCCAACACCACCCCCUCCCCCCACCCCGCCCCCAUCUUCAACCGGACGGCCAAAACGGCGGCUUCGAAAUAGCUUCAUAAGCGAACAUACAGUAAAAUACACAAAUCAGACACAAGGUUAGUCAUUUUUGUUUCGAUGCUUUUCAAAAGGCAAAAUUUAAGACAUGUUUUUAUGUAUUCAUUUAUUUCCAAACAAUCUCUCAAGACCUCUCUCAAGUUUAAACGAAUCUAGUCGAGCCUGGGAUUAAUGUGCCACAGUUUAUGCACCCAUGCAUUCAACAUACCGCUUGUGAUUUUUUAAACCACGAAGAAUGUUCCAACUCAGGAAAAUUUGAUUAUCAUGGCACGUUUGAUACUCCGGCUGUAUAAAGAUGCAGGGCGAACAACACCUACGAUUAUGAAAAGGUGAAAUCGUUUUUUUGGUUAAGAGGUAAGGAAAAUCUGUUAAAUGAAAAAAAAUGCAUCAAUAUGUCAAUGUUUGUUUGAAUAAUCUUGAACGAUUUGCUCCCCAAAAUAAGCAUUCUUUGUUCAAGCAAACAAAGCUGAUUCUGGUUGUGAGUUGUAGUCAUCCAUUUCCUUCCUUUAAAGACUAAUGACUCUUUCCAGUAUGUUCUGUUAAAGAACGUGAAAUAAUAUUAACGUACUUUUAUUGUAUGAAGUUAUGACUUCCCGUGCGUGCCCUGCAUCAGUAUUUAUUGUAUGAAGUUAUGACUCCCCGUGCGUGCCCUGCGUCAGUAUGGGAAGUCAUAACUUCAUACAAUAAUAGUAUGUUAAUCGUAUUUCACGUUCUUUAACAGAACAUACUGGAAAGAGUCAUUUCAAGGACCUAAAAUGUUAGCAGUGACUUAAGAAUCACUUACUUUGUUAGUAAGAGAAUCUGACAAGUGUAGUUGCAGCAAGCAGCUUGGUAAUCUUAAAUGAACGGAAAAUGGCUCGUUUUCCAACAUAAUUUGAUACUGAUGCACGGCACGCCGGGGAAGUCAUAACUUCACACAAUAAAAGUAUGUUAAUCGCAUUUCACGCUCUUUAACACAACAUACUGGAAGAGUCAUUUCAAGGUCCAAGAGCCAUAAUAUGGAUCUUGCAAGGACCUAAAAAGUUAGCAGUGACUUGAGAAUCACCUACUUUGUUAGUAAGAGAAUCUGACUGGUGUAGUUGCAGCAAGCAGCUUUGUAGACUUAAAUCAACAGAAAAUAGCUCAUUUUACAACAUAAAAUGUGCUUGACUGACGUCAUUUAGCAAAAACUAAUUAGGUGGACUGAUUUCGGUCAUCAAUGUCCUUCCUGUGCAGAAUAAUCUUGAACGACUUACUCCGCAAAAUAGUCAUUGUUUGUUCAAGCAAACAAAGCUGAUUACGAUUGUGAGCCGCAGUCCUUCAUUCAUUUCUUUCUGAAGUCUACCGACUCUUUCCAGUAUGUUCUGUUAACGUGCGGUUAGUUUACGAAGUUAUGACUUCCUGGGCUUGCUCUGUUUCACUAUGUAUUGCGCUAUCCUCCUCACUGACUAUUAUAUCAUCUACGACGUCUACGACUAGAAGCCGCUUGCUGCAACUAUACUUGUCACAUUCUCACUUACUAACUGAGAAGUCGCUUCUAUACGUAAGUACUCAGAAAGAAGAGCUUCGUCAAAAUGAAUGGUUAUUUAUAGAUGUAGAUCUUAAUCUCAUUUGGUUGUCCACUAACAAAUGUCUACUCAGUUAUUGUGUAUGAAUUUAAAAAUUGGGCAGAAUUUGUUUAAAUUUGCUGACUAACUGUUAGUAACUGUUCGACUUCAUGUGUUCCACUGUAAAUCUUUGUCAUAUUGUAAACUGAGAAUUAUUUUUUGCCACAAGAUAAAAAUAUCAUGUUUCAAGAUUAUUUCCUUUCGUUUCUAGCGGCAUGUCUUACGAGAAACUUUUCGGCGUAAAGGAUGGCAAAUUCUACGUUAGAAGCCCUCCUACUUUUGCCAAGGAUGACUAGCUUUCGUCUGCCACGGAAAUUGGAUCAGGAGGUUGGGGAGCCUUCAGUCAUCUGUUCUUCCACCCAGACGGUACCUUAUAUGGUGUUAUGAACGGCAAGUUCUACAAAGGGCCACCUCCUUCAUGUUCAUCUGACAACUGGAUCGCUAAUGCCACGCUUAUUGGUAAAGGGGGAUGGGAUUCGUUUAAGUUUCUUUUCUUUGAUCCAGAUGGCGUGCUUUAUGGUGCCAAGGACGGAAUGUUUUACAAAAGAGCUCCACCAACAUGCAGUGACGACAAUUGGCAAGGAAGCGCCACAGUGAUUGGGAGAGCUGGAUGGUCGGCCUUCCAAUUCCUCUUCUUUGACCCACAAGGAACCUUGUACGGAGUGAAAGAUGGCAAGUUUUAUAAGCGGAGUCCACCCGUGUCUGGUAACGACAGCUGGAUAGGAUCGUCCGCGGUGAUUGGUAAUGGGGGAUGGGGUAACUUUACCCAUCUCUUCUUCAUGUCUAGUGGUAAGUUAUAUGGCGUGAAUGAUGGCAAGUUUUACAAGGGUCCACCCCCUUCUGACGGCCGUGUGAAUUGGAUUCAAGAUUCGACCCGUAUUGGCGAUGGUGGGUGGUCUCCGUUUAAGUUUCUCAUAUCUCCUCUGCACCGCGAAUGA